This is a messenger RNA of Anopheles coluzzii, 4793 nucleotides long. RefSeq lists its product as uncharacterized. The record is from RefSeq and is a predicted model, not a curated record. Bases 2794 to 4083 code for a protein of 429 amino acids. The transcript has a single exon. Lineage: Eukaryota; Metazoa; Arthropoda; Insecta; Diptera; Culicidae.
AAUAGUAUAUGGUUUCUAGACGGUCCUAGACGGUCCAGUAUAGAAGGAGUACAUAAGUUUUGAUAACCUGGUUAACUAUUUAACAUUAUUGAAAAGCAAAAUACAUUGAAAAUCUCCAAUGGUGCUGCCAUAAAGGGUAAUAAACGGACGCUCUACGUACGACAGAUUGUGAUGUGCGUCAAACAGAAAUUUAAUUGGAAAUAGACCAACAUCCAAUGAAAGUCAACCUAGAUUGAUCCUGGUCGUAAAUAUGUCCGAUCGUGCCUAUGAACAUAUAUUUUUUUAAUUUGGCCUAAUUUGACAUGACCCGCUGUCCCAUGCUCUACAUACCGGGGGUCACUUAAUUGAUGAUACAUCUGCAUGGGAUUUGUGUUAUGCUUCUACACACAAUGUUGGUCAGAUUCAAAGUUCUAACAACAAACCUGUCCAUUUUGAGUCAAUUGAAUUACCAUAGUUUAUGUUAAUUGACUUAAAGUUUCAUUCUGUUCAAAAUAGCCAUUCACAAGUGUACAUAUGGCCAUUUGUACGUAAAAAAAUCAAAUAGAAAUUAGAUAUUGAAUUAAAAAAUGCUUCAAAUGCUAGAACAACAGUGCACAAUGUAUAUGCGAUCUUCUUCGUCAGUUGAACAUGUCCAUAAUUUUUUCGUACAUAGAAAUGUAACCACGACUGUGUGCACGUCUUAGGAGAAUUUAUGAAAGACUUUUCAGCUUAAACAUACUGUAUGAUUAUUUGAAUGUAGCCUAACAAGACCAGUGAGUGAGUGGCAUUCGUUACUCAUGAAAACUAAAUGAUGGUUUCAAAUCAAUUAUUGGGUACUUUUACGAUACUAGCUAGCUUGAGCCCAAAUUUGACACUUGGCGGCUGAAAUCAUGUCAACAUACCAUACAAAAUCACGCGCAAAACUAGGCUCUGCAUUUCAGCCUGAAAAAUGUGUAAAGAAAUGCAGAUUCGUCGCGGGCGCGAUCAGCUUAACUCAUGACGGAUUAUAUGUGUUAGCUGAAUGAUGAACAUUGUGUCAUAAGAGGUUAAAAUCGACUUGUUUAAAAUUAAUAAAAGUAUCAUAACUCGUCAUAAAUAAGAAAAGGAACCACAAAAUUUUUAAAUGCAACUUUUUAUACACAAUUGCACAAUCACAUGAGGGCGUUUCCGUGGUACAGUCAUCAACUCGAACGACUGAAUAACAUGCCCGUCAUAGGUUCAAGCCCAGAAUGGACCGUCCCCCCGUAACAAGGAUUGACUAUCCGGCUAUGCGUUAAUGAAUUAAGUCUCGAAAGUCUGUAUAGGCCGGCAUGUCUGCGUAGGACGUUACGCUAAAUAGAAGAACUGUCACAUGGAUACAACUCCCCGGAUGAUGUUUAUUGUUCCACUGACAGGCUGAAAUUUCAGUUUGUUGUCUAAAAGAAAAAGAGAAGGCCCGAUUGUAGUAGGCUAUGCCUACACAGCAGAUUUGCCUCAGCAAAAUGUGUAUGACUUGAUAAAAUAGAUAGAGCAAGUAGACUUUUAUUUUAUCUCCGUUUGAACUGUAUCACCGAUUGUUUGACUUUUAUAUUCUGUCUAAAAUAUAUCAGACAACGUUUUAAAAUUUCCCAUUUUAGAAACAUGUUCGAUACUCACAAAGAUUAUCUAUAGAAUAAUAGCUUCAAAGGUUAAGAUCGUACUUGACAAUUCGCUUAGACAUUUUCAACAAAAAAGCAAAAGACAAACAACUAAGGCAGCGGUCUAAUCUUGUUGCGCGCAACAUUGUUGCUGGCAAAAUGUAUGGAUUUGAAAGCUUGUUGCCGGGCAAAUUCGCUAAAUUUUUAAUUUAAGCACUUUUUAAUACAUUUUUUAGUGUAUAUUUUAUUUUUUCAACACUUUAUUCAACAAGUGAAUGAAAAAAAAACUCUGAGCUGUUAAUUGGCAAUUUUUUGACGCUAAACAAUGUCAAAGCGAAAUGUUGCCAACAACAUUCUUAGACCACCUCAGCGAUAUGUUUCCGAGCAACAAUGUUGCGAGCAACAACAUUAGACCGCUGUCUAACUAAAAAUGCGUUGAGUGAGUGGCACCAUCAAUAGGCACGUCUCGCCAGUGGGAGUGACAAAAUGCUGACAAAUUUUUCAAAACAUGAGCUUUUGUAAAUAUUUCGUAACCUAAAAAUAAAGUUGACAAAAGCUGACAACAAGUGGCAAAAUUUGACAUUCACAAAAACAGUAUCUGGCGCAGUUGUGAUACAUUGCUAAGCAAAUAUUGCUGAAAUGCAUGUUUAUAAUUGAUUUUUGAUGCGGCCACGAGAAAAGCCCUUUUUUGCAGUUGAUAAGCUGUUUUGACAAAGUUGACAUUUUAUUUUCAACAUUUUGUCACUUCCGCGACGCCGCCCCUAAUUUGGUAGGCCACAGAACAUCAGAAUACUUUGCUACGGUGUGUACACUACAAUCUUUUCUCGUCCUGCUCGUUGCGUUAGGAGGUUAUUUACUAUUUUACAAAUUAAAUAAAACAUCUGCAUAGUCAUGUAGCGCAUCCGACCGUACUGCCUCCGCAAGCAAUCGGAAUCGUUUGGGGGAUGCUUAAACAGGGUACACAAAUGGUACGCGUGGCACUGGAACGUGCGAAUCAUUUCUCUUAAGAAUCAUCACUCUAGCCCUCGGUCUGUUGCGCUGUGCAAAUAGACGCGUCAUCUCGUGUUAGUGUCUGCUAUAAAUUAGACCCAGUGACAACUACCGGCCGUUGCGUAGUCGCUGUCCAGCAGGCAAACUGAUAAGUGUGUUCUCGCCUUUUUUGCAAAACAGUGAAAUCCCGUACACAGCGCUAGAAGCAAUGGGUGAACGCACCGAUACGAUCGCUGGGCUGCACGAUAUUGCCGUACCGGAGUACAUCGACGAACGGUUGGCUGCGAAAGCGCUCGUCAACGGGCUGGGCCUUCAAUCGGUGCGCAUUGUCGAGUGUAAAAUAACGCGCGCCACCGCCAACGGUGACAAUUACAUGAGUGAUGUGUUUCGGCUCGCAGUCCGUUACGUCGCCGAGCAGUCGGGCGACGAGCGCACCAUCUCGCUGGUGGUGAAAAGUCUUCCCGCGACCGGUCAACGCGGCCCCAUGAUCGAAGAAGUGCAGGCGUACACGAAAGAAGCGACCAUGUUCCGGGACGUGGUGCCCGCACUUUCCGAGCUGACCGGCGGCAUGUUCUUUGCCGCGCGCUGCUUCUACGCCUCCGACCUGCCUGAGCGGUUGCUGGUGUUUGAGGACCUGAAAGCGCUCGGCUACGUGACGGUAAACCGGCAGGCCGGGCUAGACUUUGAACACUGUGCGCUGGUGAUGCGCAAGAUCGGUCAGUUCCAUGCUGCGUCGAUGCGCUUUGCCGAGCAGCGAUUGGAGCUGCUCCAGCGCCAGUUUCACUUCAACAUGUUCAAUCCGGACCACGGUGAGGCGUCGGGACAGCUGCGUACCAUCUUCGAGAAGGGGCUGGAAGCGCUGAUUGCCGUCGCCAGGGAGCGGUGGGACGGGUUCGAUCAAACGAUCGUGCAAAAGCUGGAACGGCUGGCGCCGGUGUACAUCGAUCGGUUGCGCGCGUGUCUUGAGCAGGACUGUGAGGCGGACGGUGGCUACCGGGUGCUGAACCACGGUGAUCUGUGGUCGAACAAUAUGCUGUUUCGCUACGAUCCGACCGAACCGGCGACCGUGCAGGAUGUGGCGUUCGUCGAUCUGCAAAUCAGUUUCUACUCGAGCCCGGGCGUGGAUCUAAACUAUGUGCUUGCUACCUGUCCGAACUACGACACGCGGGCGCGGCUGGACGAGCUGAUCGAGCUGUACUACGCCUCGUUCCGGGACACGCUGGAGCAGCUGCAGUACACGGCCCGGCCCAUCCCGUCGCUCGCCGACGUACGGCGGGAGAUAAGGCGGAUGGAAUUUUAUGCCCUCGUGUCGGUCGUCUCCGUGCUGCCGAUCGUGGUGAUGGACCACACGGACGAGCUGGUGGCUAACUUUGAAAAUCUCAUCGACGGCAAGGAUGCAGCGAGAGCGCGCGACAUACAGUACAAUGGGGUGAACUAUCAGCGCAUCGUGCGUCCGAUGCUGAUUGAAUUCAAUCAGCGCAAGAUGCUAGACAUUUAGACAGACAAGGGGAACCGGCGUUCUUUGGUUGCUUUUGUUGUCAUGUGAUAAGAUCCCUUCAGCAGGUUGCAAAAGUGAGAUAGAAGCUCCGUCGUGGACAAUAUUAUCAAUUUAUAAGGUCCAAGGUCAUUGAUGGAGACAUAUAGUAUCUUUGUUUAGACGAUACUGUGGAGUUUUCGGUGGUCAAAAGUGCCAUAUUAUUGCAGUGUUUUGUUACAUGAUAACAGUAUUACUUGCUUUCAUGCAUCGCAACUGUCUUUUGUUCAGAAGAUUCCAGCGUUUCUCAAGUGAUAUCCACAUUAGAAGGAAAUAUUGCAAAUAUCAGUAAAAUACGUUUCAACGGUAUCUAUGGUAACGCUAAUGAUCUGUCAUCGAUUGCUUUGACAUUCAUUUGCAGAAGAAUAGAAAAUAGGUCGAAAUGGUCUUUUACUAGAGAAACACUUUGUAUUCACAAUGCAGUCAUGAGCUACACCAAAUAAAGUGACACAAUUUUUUUACCGAAAUCUCGUCAUCAUCAAUUCGAAAACACACAAUAGUUUUAUGUCCUCUAAGAACUACUGUACUGUCGUCACUGUAGUCUAGAAAGCGCAAGUACAUAAUCACUUGACUCCAUAUAAAAUGGACCAUAUAGGAUCAUGAUUUUCAAGAACCCUGUGCAUUUUUUCUCAGUUAUGAUAUUGGUCACAUUCAGUCCAAACGGCCAAUAACAU